This is a messenger RNA of Hypanus sabinus (Atlantic stingray), 4420 nucleotides long. RefSeq names its product discoidin, CUB and LCCL domain-containing protein 1. The record is from RefSeq and is a predicted model, not a curated record. The coding region runs from base 1 to 2043 and encodes 680 amino acids. The transcript has 15 exons. Lineage: Eukaryota; Metazoa; Chordata; Chondrichthyes; Myliobatiformes; Dasyatidae.
AUGGUAGACUGUGUUGUGCCCUUGAGGGAGCUGGCUGACUUUACAACCCUCUGCAGCCCCUUGCGAUCCUGUGCAUGGGAACCUCGAGGCAGUGAUGCAACCGAUCAGCGAGUUCUCCACCAAGCACCGAACCAAAGUUCAAAGUGGUUCGCACCUGUCUGUUUCAAAGGACAAUGGGUGAUGAUCAUCAUCACAAGCCUGGGCAGAAGACUCUAUCUGACAUUUCCUGGAGCCUUAUUGUCCUUCGUUCAUCCCUUUGCAGGUGACGGCUGUGGGCACACGGUUAUUGGCCCUGAAAGUGGCACUUUAACUUCCAAGGGCUACCCUGGCACCUACCCGAAUCACACCUCGUGCAGAUGGGAGUUGGAUGUCGGUCUGGGGAAGAGUAUCAUGUUGAUGUUUGGCGACUUGGACAUCGAGAACACAGAGGACUGCUCAUCUAAUUCCGUGCGAAUCUACGCUUUGGCUACCAACGACAGCUAUGGUCCUUACUGUGGAAAAAUGAACAGAGAACUGCCAGAAAUACAACUACCGUCCAGCUCAGUAAUUGUGCAGUUCCAAAGCACCACUCAUCGAACUGGAAGAGGAUUUCUGCUCUCGUACGCUACAACCGACCACUCAGAUAUGAUUUCCUGUUUGGAUAAAGGAAUCCAUUAUUCUCAGCAGUCUUUCACCAAAUAUUGUCCAGCAGGCUGUAAAGGUGUUAGCGGCGAUGUCUGGGGAAACCACCAGGAGGGCUAUCGUGAUACCUCGGUUCUGUGUAAGGCGGCUGUACAUGCAGGAGCAAUAGCAGACGAGCAGGGAGGCCAGGUGUCGGUGACACUGAAGAAAGGCAUCACUCUGUACGAAGCUGCUUCUGCAAAUGGGAUUAUAACCAGGAGGGGUCCCUUGUCUGAGAAACGCAUCAAGAUUAACAAAGAUUGCAGUAAUGCUCUGGACAGCAGGCACUUUACCGCCUCAUCCUUCUGGGCGGAGAGGAACAGCAUUGGAGAGGUGACCUUCUGGUCUCCUGACAAAGCCCGGACCAGCAGUAAAGGACCGCCCUGGGCCUGGGCCGCCAGCUCUCGCAGUAACGAAGAGUGGCUGCAGAUAGACUUGGGAGAACGGAAGAACAUCACAGGAAUUGUGACCAAGGGCAGCACCAACAAUGGAUAUAACUUUUAUGUGAAGACAUACAAGAUUUCCCACAGUAAGGAUGGAGGAAAUUGGAGAGUGUACAGGUGCAAGAACAGCAAGGAAGACAAGAUUUUUCAAGGAAACAUGAACAACCAUCAGCUGGUUCGCAAUAACUUUAUCCCGUCCAUCGUGGCGCGGUACAUUCGCAUCAUUCCGCAGCAGUGGUACGAAAGAGUAGCUCUGAAGGUGGAGGUGCUGGGCUGCAAGCCGUCACAGAAGAGCCGCAAAGCUGCUGCUCCGCGAAGUCCAAGACCUCUGCCAAAGCCAACCGAUGUUCCUGCAGAAAGCAGUACUCCGCCAGGUCUGCCAAUCGUAGAGGAACAUCAGCCAGGUUUAAAUUUGAUUGUGGUACUUAUUUCGGUUAGUUUUCUGGUAAUGAUAUCAACAGCACUCCUAUUACUGUGUCUGUUCUGGAAAAGAAGGAAGUCUGGAAAAAGGAUGCACUGUUCGUCCCUAAAAGUUUGUGAUACAUCAGUGAAAGGGCAGAACUGUCACAGGAGUCAACUGCAGCCAACAGAGUCAGAUAUCAUCACCUUCACCAGUGAGGAGGGAUCAUGCAGGAGCAUCACUGGAAACACCUUAUCAGUAGAGUACGCAGAACCAGACAUUCUUCAGGGUGGAAUUACGGCCCAAAAGGCCUCAUCGACAUUCAAGCCUCCAAGUGACGAUGGUUACACCAUUCCGCUCGUUGUGAGUCAUUACGACGUUCCAUUCUCAUGCAAGAACCACGAAUACGCCGAACCAUUUCUGAACCAGGAACCAGAAUAUGCGACUCCAUUUGUUGAACCAAGUGCAGAGGUAGAAACGUCCUCAAAGAAAAAUGUCUGUAUAGUAAAGGUCAUCCCGCCAGUGCAAGAAACACUUUAAAAGCCCUGGUAUGUCCAGUGCCUUGCAACACUUACCUGACCAUUAAACUGAUCUGUGUCAUGAACUGAACCAUCAACAAGGUGGGCACGAAGCAGCCCAGCCAACUAGGAAAGUCAGAAUGGAAAGCAAGUUACGUCAAAAGAAAGUCGUCAAUGUCUGACGAUUCUGUGGUGCUGGUGUACCAUUAAGCACUAUGACUUGUGAACAAUCGGCAUGCGUAGGUUUUAAAACCUACACCACAUUCCCGAGCAAUGAAGGAAGUUGACAAUACAGCAAUAUUUAUGCAGUCAGGUUUAAAGAACGUGAACUGGGGGUAAACCAUUGUCUCUGGCAGUAGAUCCAGAGCAAGCAGACUGCAUGAUUACACUCAAACCACUGUGAAAGCUUUGAACUUUAUAAAUGCAAUGCUGUCUACAACGAGGAAAGUUUUUACAACCUCUAUUUAAUGUAUUUUUUAAAUAUUAUAUAAAAGCACUUCUUAAAAUAGGAUUGGAUAGUUACAUUGCAUUAAUUGCUAUCCGUAUCUGUUACAGAAUAUUUUUUUUUGCUACCAAAAAACUGCUGGAUUAUCUAAUUGGUAAUUAAAUGAUUUGUAUUAAUAAAAUGCAGUAUCUAAAUUUCUAUGUAACCUUGUUCCAUUGUUCAAAGUGAUAGGAUUUGGAACUCUUAAAGUGUGGAAGUUUUAUUUACUGCCUAUUACGCUGCUGGCGUUUAGGGCAGCAAUGAAGUUCCUCCCUGUCUGUCCUUGGCCACACAAACGUAGGAUUCUUCAUUGCUGUUUCUGUAACGAUUUUGUUUUACCCAUCAAGAUUGUAAGCCCUGAGCUGAACCCCCAAACCUGGAGGACUGGUGAACUGCACUUCGUCUGGUCUCUACCCUUUGACCUGUUUGGCAUGGGUGACCCUACCAAGAGCCAAAGCAUAAACCCCCGACUCCAACCAACAUAAACCUCCAGUUCAUUGAAGCAUGCAAGCCUCCAAACCAUGACAAGGUUGAGGCCCUCUUGCAGGGAAGUCUUGAAUGUACAGCACAGAUUAAAAGCGAGGGCAGAAUACUUGACCUCCUGACCCAUUAGGCAAUUAAUUCUAUACAUUAGGCCACUUUCCCACAGAUCCAUUGAUAACUUAUUGUCUGUAUAUACUGUAUACUAAUUGAUCAUUUACAGCAUUCAAAUAGAGAAUGCUAAACUUUUACAGCCGUCUAUAUUAAGCUAGGAGUACCUGAUCAAGAGGCCACCUAAUAUACAUUUACUUUUAGAAAUUCUUCCAAAAUCGCAUGGUCCUUAUGUCACCUUGGAUAAGAGAAGCUGGACAACCUCCAGUGGGGAAAAGUUUCUUUAUUAUUUAUCCAUUUUCUGGAACAGCUGGCUUGAGACUGACGGAAAUUAAGGUGUCAAGUUUGGGCUUAGAGUGGAAUAGGCUCUUCUGGCCCUUCACACCAAUUGGCCCAGCAAUUGACAAUUUAAUCCCAGCCUAAUCAGGGAACAAUUUGCAAUGACCAAUUAACCUACCAACCAGUAUGUCUUUGGACUGUGGGAGGAAACUGGAGCACCCGGAGGAAAUCCAUGGAGUCACAGGGGAGAAGGUACAAACUCCUCGCAGGCAGCAUUGGGAACCGAACCCAUGUCUCUGGUACUGUAAAGCGCUGUGCCAACCACUAUGCCACCGUGCCACCCUAAUUUAGUUAGGCCUAAACUUCUGACUCCAAGCAUAGGGCUAUGGAAUUGAAUCUUAUCUCGCCCUGGCAUGUCAGUUAGUUCAAAUGUAAUUAGGUACCAACAAUAAGCCAGAAAUGUUUAUUUUUGUAUACUUUUUCCUGCGCUCCAAGGACCACAACCUUGUCGUUGGGUUUGGAGGCUUGCGUGCCUCACUGACCUAGCGAGCUGCAUUGGCUGGAGUCAGAGCUUCAUGCGUUGGCUCUUGGUAGGGUCACCUAUACAAAACAGGUCAAAAGGCAGAGGCGAGACUAAAGUGGAACACCAGUCCUCACAGUUCGGGGGCUCAGCUCAGGGCUGACAACCCUGAUUUGUCGAACAAAAUUGUUACGGAAACAGCAUUGAAGAAUCUGUCUACAUCUGAGUGCAACUGGUAUUCUUGAGUCUCUACCCAGGACUUGCACAACUGACAGUAAGUGAAAAUUAAGCAACUGACUCAAUUAAGGAAGCCCCUGAACGCUGCCAGAGAUGGAGGAACUUCAUUGUUGAUCUAAGCACCAGCAGCUUUAUGGGCAGUAUGUUUUCCUGCAUCCUGCAAGGGCCUUUUCUGUAUAUAAUUGCGAAAGUUAUCUGACAAAAAUUAUCAGAAGUGAACAUAUUUGGAAGCCAACAUUAUUUGAAAUUGUUUAUUACAAAUAUAUAGUUUAUGCAUCAUAUAUUGUA